AUGGCGAGCUUUCAUCCCUGGUGCCUUCUUUUCUUUCUCUCUCUCUCUCUCUCUCUCUCUCUCUCUCUCUCUCUCUCUCUCUCUCUCUCUUCAAUUAUAUCUAACUUAAUUUAUCGUUGUUUCAACUUGAAUUUUUCUUUAUUUCUUUUCUUUUCUUUCUUUUCUUUCUUUCUUUCUUUCUUUCUUUCUUUCUUUCUUUCUUUCUUUCUUUCCAAUAUUAAUUUCUUUCAAACUGUUCACUCUUUCAAGACAAUCUGUUCAUUACUAUUCUUUCUUUCUUUCUUUCUUUCUUUCUUUCUUUCUUUCUUUCUUUCUUUCUUCCCUGCCUUUAUUUUACUCAUUUCUUUCUUUCUUUUUUCUUUUCUUUUAUUUUUCUCAUUUCAAUAUAUCUUCUUUCUUUUCUUUCUUUCUUUCUUUCUUUUCUUUCUUUUUUCUUUUUCUUUAUUUUUUACUCAUUUCAAUAGAUUUGUUUUCUUUUUUCUUUGUCUUUAUUUUUCUCAUUUCAAUAUAUCUUCUUUCUUUCUUUCUUUCUUUCUUUCUUUCUUUCUUUCUUUCCUUCUUUCAGUUGCCUUUCUUACUUUCUUCUCUUUGUCAUUUUCUAUUUAUACCUUGUUCUUUUUCUUUCUUUCGCCGUUAUUCCCCCCACCUCUAUUUUUCCUUUUCUUAUCAUCGCUUAUAUUUUUGCAUCAACCUCCAACUUUGAUUUACUCUCCUUCUGUCUCUCUCUCUCUCUCUCUCUCUCUCUAUCUAUCUAUCUAUCUAUCUAUCUAUCUGUCUAUCUCUUUCCCCUUUCACUCUCUCUAUUUUUCUUCGCUUUCUUCUCAUAUCCCGAUAGCCUCACUCUCGCUCUUCCUUUCUAUCUGUCUCCCUCCCUUUUUCCUCCUCUCUCUCUUCUCUCCUCUCUCCCAUCUCUCUCUCUCUCCCAUCUCUCUCUCUCUCUCUCCCAUCUCUUUCCCAUCUCUCUCUCUCUCCCCUCUCUCUCUCUCUCUCUCCCAUCUCUUUCUCUCUCUCUCUCUCUCUCUCUCUCUCUCUCUCUCUCUCUCUAUUUCCGACACACACAUGCCCACACCUUUACACUUUACUUAUUUUUCCUCUUGCACUUACUCACUCUCUAAUCCUUUAAUACUUCUCUCACUCCUUCUCUCUUUCUCUCUUUCCAUAUCGCAUUCUCUCUCAUUCUUUCUACCCUUUUCUCUUUCCACAUCUCCUUCUCUCUCAUUCUUUCUAUGUUUUCUCUUUUCACUCUUUAACGCAUUCCUGUCUUUCCUCUUUCCUUUCUUUAUUUCUUUUCCACCAUUAUUGCUAUUCCUUCUUCUUCUUCUUCUUCUUCUUCUUCUUCUUCUUCUUCUUCUAUGGAUUCUUUUCUUCUUUUUCUUUCUUUUUAUACGUCUUUCUUUUCCCUUUCUUUCUCUAUAUUUCUGUUCCUUUCUAUCCAUCCGUCUUUUUUCUAUCAUCUUAAUCACCUGCCCUUCAUUUUUUUUUCUGUUUAAAUAUCAUUUCUUUUCUUUCUUUCUUUCUUUCUUUCUUUCUUUCUUUCUUUCUUUCUUUCUUCUAAUAUUUCUUUCUUUUUUUCUAUUUAGACAUCUUUCUUUUCAUAAUUUCUCUCUCUCUCUCUCUCUCUCUCUCUCUCUCUCUCUGCUUGCUUUUCCUCCAGUUGUUGACAUUUCCAUCCGUCUACACAGACAUUCGUCCUUUUCUUUUUUCCGUCUUUGGUCAAUGAGUCCAUCUUUCUUUCCCAUUUCUCGUCUUCUCCCUCUUUCAUCUUUAUCUAUCACGUAUCACGCCUCUCUUUUUCGCUUUCUUAUUUUCUUGCCCUUUCUUAUUCUUGUGUCUUUUUCUCAUUUGUAUGACAUUUGCCUUUCUUUCUCUCUCUCUCUCUCUCUCUCUCUCUCUCUCUCUCUCUCUCUCUUCCCUUUCUUUCUUGAUAAAAUUUACAUCCUUUCUAUAUUUACCUUUUUAUCUUUUUCUUUUCUUUCUUGCAUUCUUUCUUUUCCCCAAAUCGCCUUCCUUUCUUCAUUCCUUCAUCUCUACCUCCCUCCCUCUCUUCCUCCCUCUUUCUCUCUGCCUUUCUCACUCUGUGCGCGUAUGCGAGUGUGUGUGGGUGUGUCUCAUGACUUCCCAUGUCUCUGUCAUCAUUACUUUCUCUACAGUAUCCUCCUAUUCUCCCCUCUCUACCUAAAGAUCUCUAAAGCCAUUUUUAUAAUUUCUUUAUAUAUUUCUUUCCACUUUCCUAUCUUUCCCCCCCCCUUUCUUUCAGUCUGA
Messenger RNA from Acanthosepion pharaonis, 2262 nucleotides. Lineage: Eukaryota; Metazoa; Mollusca; Cephalopoda; Sepiida; Sepiidae. The record is from the annotation of a GenBank genome assembly.